This is a messenger RNA of Myripristis murdjan (pinecone soldierfish), 2836 nucleotides long. RefSeq names its product F-box and leucine-rich repeat protein 18 (gene fbxl18). Lineage: Eukaryota; Metazoa; Chordata; Actinopteri; Holocentriformes; Holocentridae. The record is from RefSeq and is a predicted model, not a curated record. Gene Ontology annotation, molecular function: protein binding. Gene Ontology annotation, biological process: SCF-dependent proteasomal ubiquitin-dependent protein catabolic process.
UGUUGCGCAUUAGGCAGUAUCAGUGGAGCCAGGCAUAAGUUGUGUGUGAAGCUGGUACAUCGGACCUGGAGACAUUUCAAAUAGACAUUUAAUUAUUGUCGAUCAUGAGUGCGUCUGUCACGGGAAUCCGGGAGGACCUGGACCGACAGAUUGUGCAGGAUGUGUGUGAUGAGGAUGCGAUGGCCUCUGUCUCGGUGGGGAUGUCAGGCUUGUCUGACGAGAUCUUGUUGUGCAUCCUGCGCCAUGUUCCAGUGUGUGACCUGCUGCUGAAUGUGGCCCGGGUCUGCCCCAAGCUAUACACGCUGUGCCAUGACAAGACCCUGCUCACACGUGUCCGUCUCUCUGAGGAGUAUGUGGCCAAUGAUCUCUCUGUGCGACAGAUAGUGAAGCAGAUAUCCAAUCAUGUGCAGUCGCUCAACCUGAGUGGCUGUUACUGGCUGUCUGGCUCUACCAUGGAGCAUCUCGUCCGCUGUCGGGCAGUGACACACCUGGAUCUCACUGGCUGUCGCCUCACUUCGCUCCGUCUCUCUCGCCUCCUCUUCCUCUCCCUCCUCAGAUCGCUUGCUUUUGACGUGGCGCCGGGCUUCAACUCCGCUCAGCUCAGUUCAGAGGCGGUUGACGCGCUGAGCCGCCUCUCGGAGCUGAGACAGACGCUUCUGACACCCAGCUACGGUGUGGUUCCCUGCUGUGCACAGCUACGCAGGUUGGCGCUGCAGUUUGACAUCCCAGAUGUGACCAGAGAGGGCGUUGGCGUUUGCUGCCAGUUGAUGGUGGGCCAGAGCAGUGUGCCACAUUAUCAACAGUUGGAAGAGUUCAGUGCUAGGCUGGCCCCAGGAGAGGUAAACCAGACCUUGCUGCUUCUCUACCUAGCUGUAUUCAGCGUACAUGUUCCAGAGCGCCUUCGGGUAUUCCUGGUGUCCAUCCCUGGUCCAAACCCUGCUCACUGGCCUGCUGCCACCUCACUGGCCCAGAGUUUGCACCAGCACGGCAACCUGGAGGCUUUGCAGCUUCCUCGUUCUUGGUUGGAUUCCCUCUCACUCGAGCGAGCCCUACAGGGCAGCAGCCCCAAGCACCUCAGCUUCAGCCGUUGCCCGGCGUUAUGGUCACAGGUCUUCAGGUCACUGCUGGAGGGCGGAGUGAAAGAUGCUACAAAGCUGCUCAGCCUCAACCUCAGCGGGAUAAGCCAUGCCCCUUUCCCAGAGUGCACAGGGAUACGCGGAGGGGAAGAUCAGUUGGUUGCCGGGACCAUGAGCCGCCUGGCAGCUGGCUGUCCUAAUCUCAGACACCUGAACCUAAUGCACACACACUAUCACCAUGAAAACACACCCGGGCUAGGUGGGGAAGCACAUCUGGGCGCCAGCCUGGGCAAACUCAGAUACCUGCGCUCUCUCACUCUGCCUGCCUGUGCCCUGUCAGACGGUGUAAAUACACAUCAAAUCUCUGCAAACACGACUUCACCCUCUGCCCUGCUACUGGGGUUGAAGAAGGCUCCACGUGUGGGGCUCCAGAAUUACAAGCCAGAUUCUGAGGCUUCUUCACCUCGGGACAGCACCAUGGGGCUGGCUCAGCUGUUAGCCGGCUGCCCCUUUUUGGACAUCCUAGAGGUCAUCGGCCCUGGUUUCAUCUCUGCACUACCUCGCCUUGAGCCCUGUACACGUGCCUGCGUGGAGCCUCGUGGAAUGUGUGCGUGGGCUCGAGGGGUCGGCGAUGCGCACUUAGCGGCGUUAGAGGCAUUGCCAGGAUUGCGUCAUCUGACUUUGGCUGGGCUCCCAGGGGUCCUAAAGGGGACAGGGCUGCUACAGCUGGCCAAGCGAUGUCGAGACCUGCAGGUGUUAUCCCUUGCCAACCUGGGUUCCUUAAAAACCAUGAGCUACACCCCUGCUUUGCUGGACACACUGAAACACUGCACACAGCUGCAGGAACUCAGGUUGGAGCAGCCCUACCUGAACGCCAACGCACCGUUCUUUGAGGCUCUGUCAUGUUGUGCUCGUCUGCAACGCCUGUGCCUCAUCUCGCGCAGUGGAACCUUUGACCCGUUUGCCACGGAAACCUUCAUGGAGCGUUGCCGCAGUGUCGUCAUGUGCCACAUGUUCAUGGGUGGGACCUUGGUGGCUUGUCGCACACUGCAGAAAGCAUUGCUGGACAGAUUUUCAGCUGAGCGGUCAGCGCUAAGUGUGGUCAUUUAUCCAUUACAACAUGAAGACCUGCCUUUGGUCAUCAGAGACAUACCACUAACACUGCUGGAUCAGAUAACCUUGUUCCAGAGCCACGUGGCCCAAGCCCCACACCUGCCACCGCACUGACACUGUGUCACAGGGUUUCAGUGUGACUGCGGUGCUCAACAGGCGGCAUGUCAGCCUGGUUUACUGCUAGAAAACAGAAUUCACAAGUGAUCUGGUCAAGACUGAUGGACAGGCUGCUGGCUUGUGCAAUCUGUUAUAUCACCCACUGUUUCAGGCUGGUUCUACAGCAGUACAUUAAAAGGCAUGUUGAUAUGUUGUUGUUUUUUGUGAUACCGUGAUGCUGGUCUGAAAAAACAUGUAUAUAUAUUCCUGCGCCUCUCCACAGGGAGGUCAGAGGUCAGGUAUUGCUACACAUAAUGGAGCGCCCGUGGAGCUGAUGGGGAUUCAGUGUCUAGAUUAAGGUCAUUUCAGCAGGGUGGGCUUGAACCUGAAUUUUCCAGCUCGGACAGCCUUCUUACUCACUACACCACCCUGCUGCCAUAAAAAAAUAGUGCCAAAAAAAUGGAAUAUAUAAUAUUGUAUUUGUUCUGAAACUUUGUACAGAUGAUCUGCAUCAGAUGAUGUGUAAUAAACUCAAUAUGAAUCAUUUUUAA